Dibothriocephalus latus is the source of this 486-nucleotide messenger RNA. The record is from the annotation of a GenBank genome assembly. Lineage: Eukaryota; Metazoa; Platyhelminthes; Cestoda; Diphyllobothriidea; Diphyllobothriidae.
AUGCGAGAACGUCUCAGCCAGCGUCUGCAAUUCAAGAACACUUUUUCAGUCUUCGGCAUCUUCAUCCGGAAACUGUUCGCCGGAGCCUUCUUUUACCUGCCGGUCUCUCCAAUCUUCUCUAUCUCGACAUCGCUCUGGCCCGCGGACUCAUCAACCAGCCAUUAUUUCGGCAAAACCUAUGACCUGAAUGAGAACUUUGGGGCGGGCGACAUAAAUAUGCAGGAUGCUGUUCCAUCACCGACAACACUGAACGAAGAGGCGUCCACGGACGUGGACAUUGGCCUCGUCAGUAGCCUUGACAGUGAUGCCGACCUCCCCAUGAACUCUAUAGAUGCGUCUGCACAGGUCACUGCCGGUGAGGAACUUGAACGAACUAACGGCACCGAUGUUAUUUCCAUUGGCUUAUCUGAUCUAAUGUGCAUUGCAAAUUCUUCCAUGGUUGCCAGGCGAAAGUUCGAGGUGGAGGGAUCUUGCAGGAAGUCGUAA